ACUAUUAUGAUGUUGGAUUCCUUAUUUUUAUCAAGUAGAGACUAAAAUGGCAAUUUAUUUUGUUAAUUGAUAGCUUUUUCCAUUUGAUCCUUUCUGUUCCCUUCAACUCCUAGUAAUUAGGUGGUUAUGAUGAUUAAUCUUCAGGGCUGAAAGCUGAAUUUUUGGCAGUGAGGCUGAGAUGGCCCAAGGCAGCUAUCUCCUACCCUGGAAAAGAGCUAAAAAGAGUGACAGUUUGUUCUUCUGGCAUGCUGUAGCAAUGGGAAGAUGGAUAAUCUAGAGGUGGUGGGCUCAGAAAGGGUGCUGUUUUAGAUGAUUAUAUAUAGCCAGAGUUCAUCAGGAGGGCUCUAAGCACUUUUGAGAUGGGGUGUCAUGGAUUCUGGGAGUUAUGAUAUGAGAAGGCACAAAAAAAAAAAGAAGUAGGAAAACUCCUCAAAAUAAAUCUUGAUUACUUUACUACUGAAAAUUAUCUCAGUGGUUCAUACCCAAGGAGUGAGGGAGGAAGUAUCCUUGUAGUCACAUUUCCUGCUAAUCUAGCUCCUGUAAAAGAUCACUGUGUGUGCCUUGUGAAACAGCUGAGCCACCCAUGUGUCUUCAAUUUAUGAUGUUGAUCCUACUCAGAUCUCUAGGGAUGUGUUGUAUAUUUCACUUCUUAUAAUGGCUAUUUCCUGCUAUUUCUAUGGCAGGACUUGGUAUACUCACUGUUAGAAAAGAAAACACUGAGUUUGAUGAGUGCAAUAGGAGAUAUUAUUACCCUUUCACUUCUGGUAAUGCUAAGCUGUUUCUAGUCUAUUUCCAUUUGUUAUCAAGUAUGGCUGUUGGAAGCUCCUCUCUCUGUGCCAAGGAUAAAGACUUUCUUUGGCUUUGUUUUUCAGAUGCUUUAACUUUUCCUGAGUAUUUUACAAAUAUUAAAUUUUAUAAAAUUUAUUUUACAUUCACUACUUUUAUUCCAUGGAAUAUAUUAUUGGAUAGUGGCAUGUAAAUCAAAAUUAUGAAAAAAAUAAUUAUUCUUUAAGUGAAACAAAGGAAUACACUAUAUUUCCUAAGAAAGUCACAAUCAAAUGUCUUUGCUACCAACAGAAUAGCAUUUCAGGAGUGAUUUAAAUCAUAUUUACAUAGUGCUUUUAAAGUGAUGAGGUCAAAUUUAGAUUGUGAUAGAUGCCUAGAAAUAGUUACCACAUGAUCAGUUUGAUAGAGGUAGAAGAUCCCGCAGGAUAGAUGACCUGCCCAACUUUACAGUAAGUAUGCCCCUUUUCACUCAAGGUUUUGGAAACUGGACUUUGAAAAAUGGAGCAUUAACUAAUUUGUUCAGUUCUGGAACCACAGAAACUGGCUUUAAAACUUCAAAGAUCUUGACUGGCUACCCUAAUUCCUAUGGUACACUUCUAAUUAGAGCUGUGGAAUUCUACCUCCUAGUCAAAGAGCAAAAGAUAAUUCUUCUAUUUUCAAAAUUUCUUUAAAGCACAACAACAGGGCAUUAGCUCAGGCUCUUAGUAGAGAGAAAGAGAAUUCUCGAAGACUCACAACUGAAAAGAUGCUAUUGCAAAAAGAAGUGAAGAAGCUGAAUUUUGAGAAUACGUUUCUUCGCCUAAAGAUAAAUAAUUUGAAUAAAAAGCUUAUAGAAAUAGAAACACUCAUGAACAAUAACUUGAUAACUGCUAUUGAAAUGAGCAGUCUCUCUGAGUUUCAUCAGAGUCCCUUUCUACUACCAGCUAGCCAGAAGAAACGUGUUAGUAAACAAUGCAAGUCAAUGCAUCUCCUGUUUGCAAGGGUUCCUUUAACUUCAAAUGAUGAUGAUGAUGAUGAUGAUGAUGAUGAAAUUAAAGAGAAAAUGCAGUGUGACAACAAUGUUAUAUCAAAGACAUCACCUGAUAUUCCCUCUUCAGUAUCAAUAAGACAAACUUCAUCAACUCAGCAAAAGUUGGAAUCAUUAUUUCUUAAAGAAAAUAAAAGUCAGGAUAUAUGUGGUUCAGAUAAUUCAGAACAUAUUUCUUCUAUUGUUGAUAUACUUCCCAAAGAAAGCCUUUCUCAUUCAGACCAAAGUUCCAAGAAUUCCCUAAUGAGUGAGAUGAAAAAUGUUCAGUCGAUAAACAACAGAAAGGAGAAACCAUCUCCAAGUAAUGUGACCGAAAGGAAGAAACGUGUGUCAACUUGGGAGUCAAAUAAUCCUUCUGCAGAUAUUCCCUUUGUGAUAGAUUUAGAUCAACAGCUGGUUUCAGGUUCAGAUUUAAAUUGGAGUAAUGAGAUAAAUGAUCAUACUAAUGAAGCAAAUAUUAAAAGACAAAUACCUCCUUGCCUUCCUGCUUCACCUGAGUGUAUGACUGAACCUGUUGCAGAGUGUGUGAAUAAAAUUCAGAGUAGCAAUGACUUUCAGUUGCAGAAAACUGUGUAUGAUGAAGACAUGGAUUUAACUGCUGGUGAACUAAGCAAAAUUAUUACAGUUUCAACAAAUACUAAAAAUAAAAGUAAUAAAAAAGCAAAUGAUUGUGUAUUGAAAACUUUCAGAAAAGUGAAAGAUUCAAGCUCUGAAAAAAAGAGAGAAAGAUCAAAGCAACAAUUUAAAAAUAGUUCAGAUGCAGAUGUUGAGGAAAAGAUUGAAAACAGACCAGAAAGAUCUGUUGUUCUGGAUGGCACAAGGGAUUCAGAAGAUAGAGAUUUAAUUUUCAGUACUGAACAAUUGACUCAGACGAACAUACUGAAGGAAAUAACACCUGAUAAUGUCUUUGAUCUAGAUGACAGACAAAGUACACAGUGUAAUAAAAAGAGAAGAAUUUAUGGAAUCAAUAAGCAAGAGGAAAUAUCUUCUUUUUCCCAAAGUUCGGAUAAAUUCCAGCAGGAGAGUGAAUUUGAUAUGACUCAGAUUUCCCUAACCUGUAAUAAAAGUAAAGCUUCUAGGCAGACGUUUGUGAUUCAUAAGUUAGAAAAAGGUAACUCCUUCCCAAACAAAAAGGAUAAGAAAAUCAUUUCUGAAAACCUAGAAGUUACAGAUGAAUUUCAAAUUGCUGGUCUUUCCACCAAGGAUAAUGGAAUUUUAUCUGAUUACAAGAUCCAGAAUAUGUUGGGUUUGAAAAAGCUUAUCACUGAUAAGCAAUAUGUUCAGCAAAAUGAAUCAAAAAUAAAUAAGCUUAAGCAGAAAGUAAAUCGGAAAACACAGAUAAUUUCAGAAAUGAACCACAUAUAUGAGAGUGUUAAUAAAGAUGAUCAUGGUCCAGAAAAAGGUAACUUUUUCUUCCAAACCCAAAAGGAUAAAGAAACCAUUUCUGGAAAGCUUGAUGUCUCAAAAGAGUUUCAAACGCCUGCUAUUUCCACCAGAGAUAAUGGAAACCUGUGUGAUUGUGAGACACAGAGUGUUUUGGGUUUGCAAAAGCAGAUCACUGAUAUAUAUCCUGUUCAGCAUAAUGAAUCAAAAGUAAAUAAGAAGCUUAGGCAGAAAAUAAAUCGGAAGACAGAAAUAAUUUCUGAAGUGAAUCAUACAGGUAAUGACAAAGGUGUGCAUAGCCCAGAAAAGGCUAAUAACUUUUUUUUACUAACCCAAAAGGAUAAAGACACCAUCUCUCAAGACCUAGAAGACUCAGAUGAGUUUCAGACACCUACUCUUUGUACCAAAGAUAGUGGAAACUUAUGUGAUUAUGGGACUCAAAAUGUUUUGGGUGUGAAAAAACAUUUCCAUGAUAGGCAACCUGUUUGUCAAAAUGAAUCAAACAUAGAUAAGAAGCUUCGGCAAAAGGUAUAUCGGAAGACAGAAGUAAUUUCGGAAAUGAACCAAAUAAAUGAGAAUGAUGACAAAGGCAUGCAUGACCUGGAAAAAGGUAACUUCUUUUCUCUAACACCAAAGGAUAAAAAAGCCAUUUCAGAAGACUUGAAAGUUACAAAUGAAUUGCAAAUAGCUAAUCUUUCCACCGAAGAUAAUGGAAAUUUAUAUGAUUGUGAGACCCAGAAUAUACUGGGUGUGGAAAAGCAUGUCACUGAUAUACAACCUGUUCAGCAAAAUGAAUCAAAAAUAAAUAAGAAACUUAGGCAGAAAGUAAACCGGAAGACACAGUUAAUUUCAGAAAUGAACCAAAUGUAUGAGGAUAAUGACAAAGAUGAGCAUGAUCUAGAAAGCAAUACAGGAGAUGUUGAUUUCAUAACAAGUAAACAAAGACUUGAAUGCCAAAGCAUUACUAGUGGAUACUGUUUGGAAAUCAACAGUAAUGAAAAGGAAAAUUGUGAUCAAACUUCAAAUCCUUACAAAUUAGUUAAAAAGCAUAGGAAAGAAUCCAGCAAGGCAAAGAAUGUUUUGGCAAAAGGUAAGAGCAAACCUAUUUUGCAGUUAAUAGAUUCUUCACAGAUUUCUGUCUGCUUAGAAUCAGAUCUAAAACAAAUUACUAGUGAGUCUCAUUUUGAUCCUGGAAACCAAAUUGAACUACAUAACAAUCGGAAGCAAAGCACUGCAACUCUGAAUAAAAAAAGGGGUAUCCCUUUUGUGGAAGUGGUAAAAGAAGGAAAGUGCAAGGUCAAAAAAGUAAAUAGAAUGAUAUCCAAAUCAAAGAAAAGGAAGACCUUCAUAGAUUCUCCUCCUGUCAGCUGUGAAAUAAUGGAGGCGAUAUCUGACAUUGUACAGGGAAAGUCAGCUGAAUCUGAAAAAAUUGAUAAAAAAAAUUUGGAGAAUGAGGAAAUUGUCACAAUUGAGCCAGACUUGUAUGCAAAUGUGUUUAAAUCUUUAUCUCAGAUAUAUUCACCUAAAAUACAGGAUUCCUCCUUUGACACUGUUUAUGAGAGUCCAGUACCUGUGAGUAGAAAUCUGAUAAUAAAAGAAAAUUUUGCCCCAAAGAACUCAUCAGUUUCUCAAGUAAGUGGUGACGUGCGUAAGAAGACAAGAGAGAUGAAAUUUAAAGUCAGCCAAAGAGUACAGAAAUCAAGAAUAGGGGACAGAAUACUACAAGACUUGACAAAUACCAGUGUUGUUUCAAAUCAUUCUCCUAAAUCUGAAAAUAAAUCAGAAGAUCCAUCUUCAGAGCAGCCAAUCAGAAGGAGGAAGUGUACUCCUCUCUCUUUAAAAGAACCAAGUCUCAAACAGAAAAUGAGAAGAUGAGGUGAAUUCCAAUUUUCUGAACCCCUCAAAGCAUAGAGUCAAAACAGGGAUAUAACUAGGAUCAAGAAGAUGAAAUGCUUGAAAAGUGUUUUGUUCAUUUUUCACCCUAUAAGGAACUGUUGAUUUGUCCAUUCUUGUAUUUAGGUAUAUGUGCAUAGUAUAGCUAUUUUGUAGUAAUCUGUUAAAAUUAUUUUGGUCAUCAUAUAACAACUUUCUGCUUAUUGAUACUUCUUUCUACUUUACAGGCUUUCGUCAAAGAAUACCUAUUAACCUUUUAACCAAAUAUUAAUAAAUACUUUUGCAUUGGU
Molecule: messenger RNA, 5379 nt
Organism: Choloepus didactylus (southern two-toed sloth)
Lineage: Eukaryota; Metazoa; Chordata; Mammalia; Pilosa; Megalonychidae
Gene: SGO2
Product: shugoshin 2
Exons: 8
Coding region: 1532-5071 (1179 amino acids)
Cellular component (GO): chromosome, centromeric region
Source: RefSeq, a predicted model, not a curated record